CAUAAUUCAGCCUUCAGUCGGGCCAUAUCAUUUCCAUGCAAACGCUGGGGGGGCAAUCACUAACAAUCCCAUAACAUCGAAGGAGACCUUCUUCGAGGAGCUUCUGUUCCGCAAAAUUCAACAGUGUCAUCUUGAAGAGUCAGGUUCAGCAGCAGCAUGUGUUGUGGUGUAUGGGUGCAAGAGGUAAUUUAGUUUUAAGCGAUUUAUGGGCUUCAAUCAAGAAUUUCCUUGGACUGGCCAGUCCUGGGGACCUGAUCGAGAUCUUCCGUGGUGCGUAUAACCACUGGGCUGUUUAUGUUGGUGAUGGGUACGUCGUUCACUUCGUAACACCUGGGUUGGGUUCAGGCUCCAGCGGUGUCGGUGGCGGUGAUGUCGGCAUUGUGUUGAAGCAGAAGCUGCAGGACGUGGUGGGAAAGGACGACUGGAAAAUCAACAAUAUCUUGGAUGAUAAAUACUCUCCUCGUCCAGCUAAGGAUAUCCUGAGGAGUGCCGGCUCACUGGUGCGCACAAGCCUGCAGUACAGCCUGCUGCACUACAACUGUGAACACUUUGCCACUGAGAUGCGCUACGGCAGGCCUGAGAGUCAGCAGGCGCAGAAAGCAGCAGAGACAGCAAGAGGAGCCGCCCUGGUGGUCGGAGCUUUCGGAGUUGUGGGAGCUCUGCUACUACGUGCUAUGAGAGACUAAUUUAUUUAUUAAUCCAUAAGCAGGGGUGCACACAAGCCGGGACUCGAGGGCUAGUCUACUGCAUGUUUUAGAUGUUUCCCUGUCUUCAACACACCUGAUUCUAAUCACUAGUCGUCAUCAAUAGGUCAUCAAGGUUUACACAACUGUUGGUGACACAGCCUUCUCUAUCAGGGUUGUGUUGAGGCAGGAAACAUCUAAACGUGCAGUAGACUGGCCCUCGAGUCCCGGUUUGUGUGCACCCCUGUCCAUAAGAGUUAUUUUUAUAAAGUUUAAGAUGACCUAACUUCAGAAAUGAAGGUACCAGUUCUGAUUUAUUAGAAACAACUUAAUAACAAUUAAAAAAAAAAAAUAGGCUGUCAAUGAAAGCAAUCAACAUGUCACGUAGUGAACGGCCGUUAUGGCUGCUGCCAUAAAGCUCAGUGUAGAAUCCUAGAUUCCGCUAUGUACAUCAAACUAAUACAAAGUCAUGUAAUUUCUGUCAUAAAACCAGGUCCAGUUUUGCUUUAUAGUGCAAAGUGCUCCUAGUAAACGUGUUUCAAACCCAAACGUUAUAUUUACCUGAAUAAACAGGGAAAAACACGAGACAGAGUCAGUUUGAGUGUUUUUCGUUCGCUCUUCCUUGGUCAUCUGAAGGGAGGAUGUUACUGUACAUCGCACCUAUCUAAUCUAUCUCUGAAAGUGCAGGGGCGCCACCUGGUGGCGGAAUGUGGAAUAGGUGUAUUCCUAGGAUACUAAUCCCUGUUUAUUCUUAAUGCCCAUUAAAGGCUAAUCAAAGUGCAAGAAAAGUAUAUAAUGUAACAAAAAUGCGACUACACUUUUGUGUAUGUCACAUGAGCAAUUAAAAACUUGUGACGGGGCAUACAUUUAAUAAUAAUACUCAAAGCUAAAAGUAUAGACAACAAGAAAAAAUGUACUAAAAUCUGUAUGAAUAAGGGCAUUUAAAAAGGGAAGAAAAACAUUUACAAAGUUGCAGGAAUGUUUUGACCAAUGUGCAGAAUAUACAUAUGAAAAUGUGCAAAAAAAUGAUGAGCUUUUGUGCAAAGAGUCAGUUUUUACCCUUUUUUUUAAGUGCGUUUUGCGGAGGAAGUGUGGGAAGUCUGUUUGUUCAGUAGUCAGAUUGCAGAAAGGCUGUUAGUUUAGUCUGGUGGUUCGUGCAUGGAAGCUCUGACAGCGUCUACCGGGACGAGUCUCGGAGAAUCCUCAUCUAACCUCAAACAUGCUCUGAGGAGAGGGGGGUUCAGCCAGGGAUGUGCUCAGCUGUCUUCACCUCCUUUGGAGAUAUUUCCUGUAGCAGAGUCUCUCCAGGAGGCCCCAUGUAUAUCUGGGCAGCGGUCCUUCCGGUCGUCUUCCCACCGGAGUCUCUCAUCACCUCCUUUGUUUUACAGAUAUUGUGUGAGAGAGCAACAGCAAGCUAUUACGAGUAAUCGACAUAGCCGACAAACAUCGAUGCAUACGUUUAAUUGUCAAUUAUUAGCUGGACGUCAUCACACGUCCUUUUCAUGCUGUGGAUUGCAACUCACAACCCUUCUUACAGGAAUAAUGGCGUUCACAUUUCUUUUAAUGACAUCAGUCAAUAUAACAGCUUCAAAAAGUAAAAAGAAUAAAUAAAUAUAUAUAUAUAUAUAUAUAUAUAUAUAUAUAUGUUUAUUUUUAUGAUUCUGACAUGCUCUCUGUCCAGUGGCGAGUGCGUCACCUGUGAGUCCACGUGUCUUUGGGAGGUCGUAUAACUGGUGGAGCUUCCACAGGCCAUCCGGCUUGUCAACACACUGAGGAACAUUAUCGAACCCCUUGUCAACACAUCCGUUGAAGAAGAGUGGUGAUAGGUCGCAUAUAAGCUAUACACUAUAGCCAAUUUAUCAUAUAUUCUCUAUAGUUUUAUAUCAAUUUAUGAUCAGCAGUUUUCGACUGUUUUUAAGGAGAUAAAUGUCUCCAUCUGUUGGUGAAUUUAAUUCACAACAGUUUUAUCUCUUUUGAGGAAACGUUACGGAGAAAUACUGGUUGAAAUGAGGAACUGAUGCUUUUGCUGACGGAGGGAACUAAAGUUGAAAUAUCAGUUUAUUUGAUAUUGAAUUAUGUUUUCUUACGACUGUAGUCCGUGCAUAAUAAUAAUAAAAAGAAUAAUAAUAACAAAAUAAUGAUGAUAAAAAUACAAUAAAUAUAAUAAUGAUGAUAUUAAUAGAAAAUUGUAGCCAAACUUUUACAAACAGCACCCCAUACUACUGAGGGAUCUUGAUUUAACACCCACCUUCUUUAAAGAUAUUUAUAGCCUAAAGCAAAUUUCCCCUCUGGGGG
Cololabis saira (Pacific saury) is the source of this 2978-nucleotide messenger RNA. Its product is annotated as phospholipase A and acyltransferase 3-like. The record is from RefSeq and is a predicted model, not a curated record. Bases 171 to 686 code for a protein of 171 amino acids. Gene Ontology annotation, biological process: N-acylphosphatidylethanolamine metabolic process. Gene Ontology annotation, molecular function: A2-type glycerophospholipase activity; glycerophospholipid phospholipase A1 activity. Gene Ontology annotation, cellular component: cytoplasm. The transcript has 7 exons. Lineage: Eukaryota; Metazoa; Chordata; Actinopteri; Beloniformes; Belonidae.